Messenger RNA from Eimeria tenella, 491 nucleotides. RefSeq lists its product as uncharacterized. The transcript is spliced from 2 exons. Gene Ontology annotation, biological process: lipid homeostasis; nuclear envelope organization. Gene Ontology annotation, cellular component: nuclear membrane; nuclear envelope. Lineage: Eukaryota; Apicomplexa; Conoidasida; Eucoccidiorida; Eimeriidae. The record is from RefSeq and is a predicted model, not a curated record. The annotation marks the transcript as partial.
CGCGCCUGUGUCUGCUGCUGAGCGCGGCGUGCAUGUGUGGGGUGUGGCUGCUGCUGCUGUUCGUGUGGGUGCUGCGGGACGUGUGGCAGCAGGAGCAGCAGCAGCAGGGCGCAGCAGCAGCAGCAGCAGCAGCCUGCAGGCAGCAGCACCGCGAAAACCGCUGCGAAACCCUCAAACCCUUGCCCCCCUUUCUUGCUGCUCCCUGCGAAGAGUGGCGCCGCUGCUUCCUCUCCAAACCCUCGAGCCACGGCCAGACAGCAGCAGUUGCUGCUCAGGUUUUGGCCCGCGUCCUCAACGCCUUCGUCCUCACUCUCCACUGGAGGACGCUGCUCGCGGUCGUGGCGUUUUUGUGGCUAAGCAUUUACGGCUUUAAAGCUGUGUACAACGCACUCGGUGUGUCCGCCCCGCAGCAGCAGCAGCAGCAGCAGCUGCAGCAGCUGCAGCAGCAGCAGCUGCUGCUGCAGCAGCAGCAGCUGUGUGCCGCGUACCCC